GUGUAGGAAGUAGAGGCAGCCCGGAAGAGUGGAAGUAUGGUAGCACAGCUUGGGGUCCAGAGGUGGAGUUGAAGUCCCUUUUAUUUCUGGGGAAGUUGGAGAGGGUGAGGAGGCCUAGUGAACCGGUGCCAGUUGCCUAGCAACCGGAGACGCUGCUCUAGACUCGUGUUUUCUGGGAACUGCUCCUGAGUUUGCCUAUGAGAAAGCUCUCAGAAGGAAGUUCUUGGUGGAAUCACUUUGGUUUAUACCCCUUUCAGUCCUUCUAUUUCCGGUUUGGGUUGAAUGGGGCUAACACUCUUAGGUCAAGUCAGCUUGCCUUGUUUCCUAGUGUGGCCCUGAAGAAGGGGAUAGUGGAUUCCUUUUGGAGCGCUCCAGAUACUGUGAAGCUCUCUACUAAGCCCGGAGACAAAAAGUGAGGAGCACCGGGCGCCAUCACUUUUAUAAGCUUACUGUGUUACCGAAGACUAAUUGGUGCAACUUGGAGCUGCAAACACCCUACCCAGUUGCUUCCAGAAAGACUAAAAUAUAGCACGCUGUACAAGACAUACAGACAUUUGAAUGGAUUUAGAGGUGAAAGGGGUGGCUGCAGCUAGGAGCCAAACUCAGCUAUAUUCUGGAAGAAAGAAUUCACUGAAACAAGGAUGGACUUCCAGAUCAUGGGCAAUUCAAAAUUCCUGCCUACCUAUGGUCCCACCACUUGAUCUGGGAAGCCUUGUUGACUCUGAUGAGGAGGAUAAGUUUUCACCAGCACCACGUGGUACCGUCCAUGAUGCUCCACGGUCACAGCCUACUCUGAGCUACAUUAUGCCGUGUCAAAGGCCAUAUAUUCAACAUCAUCUAAAUGAAGCGGAACAGGACACAAUACCUGAGGAUUUGCCAGCACCAACAGGCAAAUACAAGCUAAAAUACCAGCAGUAUGCAAGUGAAAUGAAGGACGGCUACAAACAGUACAUUCAGAGGAGUGCAGAGAAGCCAAAGCCAGGAAAAGGGCCAGAGGCUAACAAGAAGGUAGAAGGAGCCUGCCUGGAUGACCUCAUAACUUUGGAUAGGAAAGCCCUAUUACAGCAAGGCUAUGCAGACAGCCCUUACCAUAGACGGAGCAGUGCAAAGAAAUCAGAUGUGGAGACUGUGGCUCUAGAGAAGAAGAGGCAGACUGUUGCAGAACAAAUGAUGGUAGACCACUUAUCCAGGAUAAGAACCAACUCCACAUUAACAGAGAAUGACCUUUCUCAGAAAGUAGAAUUCGAAGGGAGGGUCUUAUCAAGAAAUGGACGCGAUGCCUGCAGGGAACUGAUUGGGUUUUUCUUUGCCCAUGACCAGUCCCUAACUGUGUAUGAGUAUCGAAUGUUUGGGAAAAACAGAACAAGCGUGCUUCCUUUUAUUAAAAAAGACGUUUAUUGUCAUCAGUAUGGACAGAGAAAAGGAGAGCAAUAUGAGCUUGGUGACUUCUAUACUGGUGCAACUUUGACAUUUCUGAGCUGUGAUCAUCCUAGCCUUCCAAAGAGCAUAAAAGAAAAUGCAUUACUUAGACUUCGAAUUACAAGUAUUGAUCAAGUAGCUUUGGAUUCUCUGAAAGCUGCCUCUGCGGAACCCGGGAGAGAAGAUCCAGUCAGUCAGGAGGCACAAGACCAGCUGGUGCUGCAGGCCAUUCAAGAGAAACUAAAAGAACAACUGCACACGAAAGGUGUUCGGAUUUUGACCGGAUUGGGAAAAUACUUUCAACGUUUGGACAAGGAAGGGAAUGGGCUUUUAGAAAAGACAGAUUUUCAGCAAGCUCUGGAAACCUUCCACUUGGAAGUGUCUGAGCAGGACUUUGAGUCUUCCUGGCUAAUCCUGCUAGGCCAUGGCCAUAGCCAGAACAAGGUUGAUUAUGGAGAAUUCAAACGUGCCAUUUUUGGUGAAAUGAAUGAAUAUAGGAAAUCAUUUGUUCGCAAGGCCUUCAUGAAAUUGGAUUUUAACAAAACCGGCACCGUGUCUGUUAUAGACAUAAGAAAGUGUUACUGUGCAAAGAAGCACCCACGUGUGAUUUCAGGGCAUUCAACAGAGGAGGAAAUCAAAUCGUCUUUCCUAGAGACAUUAAAAGACGCCUGCAGCAAGCCUGAUGAAGUUUCGUACGGUGAAUUUGAAGAUUAUUAUGAAGGCCUAAGUGUAGGGAUAGCAGGCGAUGAAGACUUUGUCAAUAUCUUAUGUACUCCAUGGGGAAUUUAGUUUUCAAUAAUGCACAUUCUCACCGGCACCAAGCAUUUCAUAGUUAAUAUGCACUUUACAUAAAAUAUGAUCAGCUUGUAAUAUAUUUUCUAAGAUUCUUUUUAACUUUCUUUAAAAGUGAAGUCUGGAAAGGCUAAUGCAGAACUCAAUAUGUGUUUUUGAGCACAUAUACAUGCUUAUAUGUCUAAAUGUUUAUAAAGACAGUUCUUUUUGCUCAUUCUUAUCUUAUACUUAUUAUAUAUCUAUUUAUUACACUUGUAAUACUGAUGCUUAUUGUAUCUCUUAUCCUACCAGAAUAAGAUGGUCCUUAUUCUUAUAUAUUAUACUCCUUACACUUAUUUUAGAAAAGUAGUUAAAAUUUAGCCUUAAUAGAAAAGUAACAUUUUCAUCAAACUCUAUGAGGGCUUAUAUAGUGAUCCUUUUUUGUCCUUUCUCAAUUUUCUUAUAACCUUUCUCUAGAAUACAGUUGCCACCAUUCUCAAUUUAAUGAUGUGGGAUUCAGAUCAAGGCUGUAGUAGUUAGUGCAACUUGUUUGAAAGGUGAAAAUAUCCAGAUAUUUGUAAAAGCAAUGUUAAAGUCAGUAUGAUUAUGGGUGUUUUCUAUGCAUUGUAUUUCAAAUGGUUGGUGUUUACUCCUCAAUGUUUAUUUAAAGAGAAUUGGUAUUUAUUUUUGUCUUCAAAAUUAUAUACUACUCUUUGUUCACUUGGAAAAAUUACAUUUUAUUUUCUAUUUUAACCGUCAUAUUAUCUGUAUACAAACAUUACUUAAAAGUAAACAACAAAAUGUAGGAAACCUUGGAGUGUAUAAAUAUCCCCUUAGACUAUUAAAUGAAUUCUGAAAUAAUUAAAUGAUUUUUAUACAAAAUUUAAAAGCAUACUUUGUAUCACAAAAUAAAGACAUGGUAUUCUAAGCACCUCUUCUUGGUAUAAGAAACCAUCAGAACAUUUUCUUC
Molecule: messenger RNA, 3160 nt
Organism: Rattus norvegicus (Norway rat)
Lineage: Eukaryota; Metazoa; Chordata; Mammalia; Rodentia; Muridae
Gene: Caps2
Product: calcyphosine 2
Exons: 18
Coding region: 559-2208 (549 amino acids)
Molecular function (GO): calcium ion binding
Source: RefSeq, marked validated